Molecule: messenger RNA, 1537 nt
Organism: Homalodisca vitripennis (glassy-winged sharpshooter)
Lineage: Eukaryota; Metazoa; Arthropoda; Insecta; Hemiptera; Cicadellidae
Gene: Reph
Exons: 6
Coding region: 333-1097 (254 amino acids)
Source: RefSeq, a predicted model, not a curated record
UCUCGUACUCUCUCGUAGUAAGGCGAGGAAGGUGGAUGGGGGUAAACAGUUUGUUGUUCGCCGGCGGAGAGUUCAGUCGUGUUCGCAAUGCCCACUCCUGAUUAUGUCGUGUACGCAGACAAUGGAGAUAUAAAAUAAAGUUGUGGUUCCGUUAUUAGUUCUGAGCGUUAGUUCCGUGUUACCGAGAGUGAAGUUACUUUAUUAUCCUCUAAAAUUCUUGAAAUAACGUGAAAUCCUUCGAUAAUCAGAGUAGAUCCGCUCGGUACUCUGAUCGUGUCCGGGAGAAAAUAUGCUCAAGUUUCUGACUCACAAACUUCGAACACAUUCCCUGAAUGAAGAACAUCCUCAUCAGAAGAUUGAAGACGACGAUCACGACUCUGGUACAGAAUCAGACGACGAACACGGAGGAAGUGAGGAACCAGAGAACAGUGAGUAUUACCUUUCAUGGUGAGAGUCGCUGUUCUUUAGCACUGAGCAUGGAAAGUGAGGCAGGCAGUGUGGUGGUAGGGGCUGUAGGUAGUCCGGCAGAUCCCUGUGUGGCUACUCCUUCCUCUCCCUACUUUCUGGACUCAGCCCUUCCCAGUGACUCAGAUCUCAACUAUGACCACCACAGCUCAGAGGAGGAGCUGGAGGUCAUCAACAGUACGCCGCACCACAGCCAGGAGAUUGUCCGGAGUAGAUCGGCCAGCACGGUGCCGGAGAAAAGGAAAUGGUCUCAGGUGACACCAGAGGUGGUUUGUGUGACCGCUACAGCGCGGCGAACAGUCGCUGCCAGCGUUUCUCUGCCACGCUGCGAGCUGUCGAGCAGCAGCGACGAGGAGGUGCAGGGGCUACUGGCCACCAUGUCCGCCCCUGUACAGUUCUGUACCUCACCUCCCCGCCAUGCCCACCGUCCCGGCCACCGCUCACUGUCACCCCCGCCCAAACUAUUCCACUAUGUGCCCAGUCCGGCCGCCUCGCCACGCAAGAGGCACCGUAAUACCAUCCAACGUCCGUGCCUAGACUUCGAGAAGAUGCAACAGAUGAAGGCGCGAGCAGUGACGGCCUGGAGACAUAACGGCGAGCACGGAGGCGAACUCUCGGUCUUCUGUUGGUGAUCUCUUCCGCGACUCGUAACGUCGCGUCCCUACACUUCACGCCACGUCUCGUCACGACAGAUACAGACUUUUAACCAAUUAUAGUGUGCACACGAUACCGUCGCGCGAUACAAAAUAACAUGUUUGUAUAAAAAUAACCACUGAGAGUUUUAUUUACGAUAUUUUUAAGUAGUACGCGAGUGAGUAAAAAGGUGGAAAAAGUGCGACGAACGAAUAGAAGGCGGACUAUAUUGAAAUGGAGAGAAAUAAAAUUUGUAUUGUUCAUAAAGAACUAUUAUACUAUAAUUAUUAGUUUAUGUUGAAUACCUAUUACUAUAAUUCUAUGUUAUUAAUGUAUGUUGAAGACAUUUAUUUUGAGUCUGUGUGAGUGCAGUGAAUGUUUAUAAGUGUCAGGUGUCACUGACGCCGUGUGAUAGGUUAUUAAAUGACAACUUAAUUUA